AUGAAGAAGCCCUUCAAUCUAGCCGUAAUAGGAGUUGUGGCAAACAUUUCCUGGGCGCGUGAGAUCCCCCCGAACGCCCGUGCUUUCUACAACAGAAUCAAGAACGAUGGGUGUGAUGACGGAGUAAUCCUUCAGUCAGGCUUCUAUAAUGGGCAAAGAACCAGCCAAAAUUUCUCAUAUUGCCAAGAUAACAGCACAAAAGUAAUCUACAUCCAUACUGGUUCCGAUUUCGCCAGCAUGAGUGUGGACUGCAAUGGAGACCAGUCGGAUCGAGGUGACGGACGCUGUGGAUCUGCUCAAGAGUCAUACCAUCAGACUUAUUGGAAAGACAUUGUCGAAUUUUAUUCUAAAGGCAAGGUGUUCGACGUUAACACCAACUUCAUCCCCUAUGUUGAAUUUGGCAACUACGCACCAGAGGCCAGUGGCACCAAAUUUGACCCUACUCAGUGGGGAAUUCAGCCAUUAAGCGUCAUGGCCGUGAUCUGUGGCGAUAAAAUUGUGUAUGGCGUCUGGGCAGACGUCAAUCUCGAUAGCCCCCCUCUCAUUGGAAGGGCUAGUCUAGCACUCGCGACAGAAUGCUACGGUAUUGCUAUAAACGAAAGUGAAGGCCACAAGGAAAACGACGUCUUAUACAUUGCGUUUUCGAACGCAGCAGAGGAUACCGUAGUUCGGAAUGCUGCUUGGAAUGCAAAGAGCUUUAAGGAAUUUGAAACUUCCAUUUCUGAAACAGGCGACCUACUCGUCGAGAAACUUUUCUGA
Molecule: messenger RNA, 759 nt
Organism: Verruconis gallopava
Lineage: Eukaryota; Fungi; Ascomycota; Dothideomycetes; Venturiales; Sympoventuriaceae
Exons: 3
Coding region: 1-759 (252 amino acids)
Molecular function (GO): chitosanase activity
Source: RefSeq, a predicted model, not a curated record